UUCGAAGGUCAAAGUAUAGUACAUCACAAGGAUAGUCAGGUCAGGUGUGCCCAUAAGUGAGAACAUCGCGUGAGUUUCUGGGGACAAAGUAGCAUCGACUAGAAUAUUUGUAUAUUUUGAAAUUUCAUUAACUAUAAACCUGAAGUUCUCUUAUCCAGUAAUGAAGGUGAAAAUCGUAGCUGCAAGCAGUGGGAAGGAAAUUGAUGUCGUAGAAAUUAACGAAUCAACAUUUACAGUUGGGAACCUCAAACAACAUUUGUAUAAAAAAUAUUCAAAGUUCUAUCCAAGUCGACAAUCAUUUAGAUUGGAGCCAAGAGGAAAGGCUAUGAAAGAUGAUGUGUCCAUUGCUGAUGUCAACUUCUCUGAAGAAAAUACUUUGUACUUCAAAGAUUUAGGUCCACAAAUAGGAUGGUCUACCGUGUUUCUUACUGAAUAUGCUGGCCCACUCUUUGUUUAUCUGCUGUUUGUUCCCAGACCUGCAUUGAUAUAUGGUGCUGAAGCAUCUUUGAAACAAAGAGCACCUGUUGUAUGGAUUGCUGCGGCUUGCUGGUCUUUCCAUUAUAUGAAGAGAAUACUGGAAACAUUGUUUGUGCACAGAUUUUCUAAAGGAACGAUGCCCAUUCAAAAUUUAUUCAAGAAUUCUACGUAUUAUUGGGGAUUUGCCGCCUUUAUCAGUUAUUUCAUUAAUCAUCCAUUAUACACACCCCCAGCAUUUGGCGACAUUCAAGUGUAUGUUGGAUUAGGUGGUUUUCUGGUUUCUGAGUACGGAAACUUUGCUUCUCAUUGUCUUUUGAGAGAUUUACGUCCUCUAGGCUCUACUGAAAGAAGAAUUCCUUAUCCAUCAUCUAAUCCCAUGACAUCAUUGUUUGAUUUUGUUUCCUGUCCAAACUAUACUUACGAGGUGGCUGCGUGGAUAUUUUUCACAGUUAUGACUCAAACGUUUCCUGCUGGACUGUUUACCGUUGCUGGGUUUCUUCAAAUGUUGCAAUGGGCCCAAGGAAAACACAGGAAUUAUCGAAAAGAGUUCAAAGAUUAUCCAAAAUCUCGAAAGUGCAUGAUUCCAUUAUUGCUGUAGGAUUAGAAUUUUCUAGAUUAUGCGAUAGGCGAGAAACGUGAACGAUCUUCUACAAUAAAACAUCAUUACCUUGCAAAUUCACUUUAUAUUUAUCAAUUAACGCUGUCUAAACAACAUUAAUUAUAUCCUAACGACCAUAUCUAUGUAAUCCAUAAAAUCAUGCAUACUUUAAAAUUUA
Messenger RNA from Xenia sp. Carnegie-2017, 1253 nucleotides. Its product is annotated as probable very-long-chain enoyl-CoA reductase art-1. The record is from RefSeq and is a predicted model, not a curated record. Gene Ontology annotation, molecular function: oxidoreductase activity, acting on the CH-CH group of donors; protein binding. The coding region runs from base 161 to 1075 and encodes 304 amino acids. The transcript has 15 exons. Gene Ontology annotation, biological process: very long-chain fatty acid biosynthetic process. Lineage: Eukaryota; Metazoa; Cnidaria; Anthozoa; Malacalcyonacea; Xeniidae.